AUGAAGUUCUCUACCGUUCUUGGCGUGGCCGCUGCCACUUCUUUCGCUGCUGCCAGCCCGCUGAUGAGAAGGGCUUCCAACUCUUCCUUUGCCAAAGUCGAUGGCUUGAAAUUCAACAUCGAUGGCGUGACCCAAUACUGGGCCGGCACAAACGCAUACUGGCUUGCCUUCACCACUGGAAACGAUGACAUUGACACGGCGCUGGAUCGCCUGAAGGAUGCCGGCCUCAAGAUCCUUCGCAUCUGGGGCUUCAACGAUGUCAACACCGUUCCCACCGACGGAACUGUCUGGUUCCAGUCUUUUGUCGAUGGUCAGGACCCGGUCAUCAACACCGGUGCCAAUGGCCUUCAGCGUCUUGACUACGUCGUCAAGUCUGCCGAACAACGCGGCAUAAAACUUGUCAUCAACUUUGUCAACAACUGGACCGACUACGGCGGCAUGGCUGCCUACAUGAAGCGCUUCGGCGGUUCGGCGAACCCAGAGUGGUACGCCAAUGCCGACAUCCAGGCUCAGUACAAGAAGUACAUCAAGACUGUUGUCUCUCGCUACUCCAACUCGACGGCCGUGUUUGCAUGGGAACUGGCCAACGAGCCCCGCUGCAACGGUUGCAACACCACCGUCCUCUACGAUUGGGCAAAGGAAACAAGUGCUUAUAUCAAGAACCUCGACCCCAACCACAUGGUCACCAUUGGAGAUGAGGGAUUCGGAGUCUCGGGUGGUGACGGCAGCUACCCCUACACGCAAGGUGAGGGCAAUGACUACAACAAGAACCUCGAGAUCGAUACUCUCGACUAUGGUACUUUCCAUCUGUACCCCGACUCCUGGGGCCAAAGCAACGACCCGUUCGGCUCCGAGUGGGUGGAGGCCCAUGGAAAGGCCUGUGUUGCUGCUGGCAAGCCUUGUGUGUUUGAGGAAUACGGUGUGCAAAGCGACAAGUGCAACGUGGAGGGCAAAUGGCAAACGACGGCGCUGGCCACCGACGGCAUCGCUGCCGACCACUUCUGGGAUUUCGGCACGACGCUCAGCUGGGGCAAGACCAACGACGAUGGCAACACCAUCUUCACGAACUCGACUGACUGGACAUGCCUGGUCACGGACCACGUUGCCAAGAUUACCGCCUAA
Messenger RNA from Diplodia corticola, 1122 nucleotides. Its product is annotated as mannan endo-beta-mannosidase f. Lineage: Eukaryota; Fungi; Ascomycota; Dothideomycetes; Botryosphaeriales; Botryosphaeriaceae. The record is from RefSeq and is a predicted model, not a curated record. Gene Ontology annotation, molecular function: hydrolase activity, hydrolyzing O-glycosyl compounds. Bases 1 to 1122 code for a protein of 373 amino acids. The transcript is spliced from 5 exons.